Molecule: messenger RNA, 670 nt
Organism: Zalophus californianus (California sea lion)
Lineage: Eukaryota; Metazoa; Chordata; Mammalia; Carnivora; Otariidae
Gene: KGD4
Product: mitochondrial ribosomal protein S36
Exons: 4
Coding region: 112-423 (103 amino acids)
Biological process (GO): 2-oxoglutarate metabolic process
Source: RefSeq, a predicted model, not a curated record
CUCGUCCCUCCUCGGUGACGCCACAGGCAGGGCCCGCCCCCAGCUGCCCAGGAUUCCUGUUAUCUCUGCGCCUAGCGAGCGCCCCGGAAACUGCUGCCACAUCCUGGGGUCAUGAUGGGCAGUAAGAUGGCGUCUGCCAGCCGGGUCGUUCAGGUAGUCAAGCCACAUACUCCAUUAAUAAGGUUCCCUGACAGAAGAGACAAUCCUAAACCUAACGUAUCAGAAGUUUUGAGAUCAGCAGGACUACCGUCUCACUCUUCUUCAAUUUCACAGCAUUCUAAGGGAAGUAAAUCCCCAGAUUUGCUGGUGCAUCAGGGUCCACCAGACACUGCAGAAAUAAUAAAAACAUUACCUCAGAAAUACAGAAGGAAACUUGUAUCUCAAGAAGAAAUUGAAUUUAUCCAACGUGGAGGUCCAGAAUAAUCACUGACAGUGUGGCUGCUGUUUGUCAUCAGACAGAGGACUAGUCUUUACAAUAAAGGACUUCCAAAAUGGCACAUGAGAAAUUAUAUAGUAAAUAACUUGAAUAAAUACUCUGCAAAAAAAAAAAAAGAAAUCUAGAAAAUUUAGAUGGACAAUUGUAUCUCCUAAUAUAUGUAUCUUGGUCAGCUUCUCCACAAGCUUACCUAAUUGUUUAUAUGCUUAUUAAAGUAUACAUUUUUAAAUGUUA